Molecule: messenger RNA, 2252 nt
Organism: Carassius auratus (goldfish)
Lineage: Eukaryota; Metazoa; Chordata; Actinopteri; Cypriniformes; Cyprinidae
Product: N-acetylglucosamine-6-sulfatase-like
Exons: 14
Coding region: 96-1742 (548 amino acids)
Biological process (GO): glycosaminoglycan metabolic process
Molecular function (GO): N-acetylglucosamine-6-sulfatase activity; glycosaminoglycan binding
Source: RefSeq, a predicted model, not a curated record
UCGUACACAAGACUAGGCAAGCUAGCUGCUCCAGCGUUUUCCUUUCCUUACAGAAUUUAAUGCUUUUAUCUCAAGAAAAGGUCCUCGUUUAGGUCAUGGCUUUAUGUGUUUUUAAUUCGGCACUAAAGAUGGCUUCUUCUCCGUUUGUAAUGUUACAUGUUAUUCUCAUCUGCGUCACUUUGCAUUGUAACAGUCUGGCCGAGGCUAAAAUGAAUCCCAGAGCGAAUAUAGUUUUAAUCCUGACUGAUGAUCUAGAUGUGUCUAUCGGUGGAAUGAUCCCUUUGGUGAAGACUAAAAAGCUGAUAGGUGAUGCUGGGAUAACCUUUACAAACACGUUUGUCGCCAGUCCCCUUUGCUGUCCCAGCCGGGCGAGCAUCCUGACGGGCAAAUAUCCUCAUAACCAUCAUGUGGUCAACAACACGCUGGAGGGCAACUGCAGCAGCACUGCAUGGCAGAAGACCCAAGAGCCCGAGACUUUCCCUGCCUUCCUUCAGAAACACGGCAUCUAUCAGACCUUCUUUGCUGGGAAGUAUCUGAAUGAGUACGGGAAUAAAAAAGCAGGAGGUGUGGAGCACGUUCCUCCAGGCUGGGAUCACUGGUUCGCCCUGGAGAGAAACUCCAAAUACUACAACUACACGCUGUCGGUGAACGGCAGGGAGCAGCGGCAUGGACAGAACUACAGCGAAGAUUACCUUACAGAUGUUCUGGCCAAUAUUUCCAUCGACUUCCUGGAAAACAAGUCAAACCGCAGGCCUUUCUUCAUGAUGGUGUCCACACCAGCCCCUCACUCGCCCUGGACAGCCGCUCCUCAGUACGAGAGCAGUUUCCCCAACGUUAAAGCACCAAGAGACCCUAACUUUAACAUACACGGCAAGGACAAGCACUGGCUCAUCAGACAAGCAAAAACGCCCAUGACCAACUCUUCAGUGGAGUUCUUGGAUAACGCCUACAGAAAACGGUGGCGUACUUUACUAUCUGUAGACGACCUGGUGGAGAAGGUGGUGAGAAAGUUGGAGGUCAGAGGAGAGCUAAGCAGCACCUACAUCAUCUUCACCUCUGACAAUGGAUACCACACAGGCCAGUUUUCUCUUCCAAUGGAUAAGAGGCAACUCUAUGAAUUUGAUAUCAGAGUUCCUCUUUUGGUGCGAGGGCCUAAUAUCAAACCCAACCAGACAAGCCCGUUACUUAUAGCAAAUGUGGAUUUGGGUCCAACAAUCCUGGAUAUCGCAGGAUACAGCGUCAAUGAAACUCAGAUGGACGGGAUGUCAUUUCUUCCCAUCAUGACCAGUCAAGGGAACAGCAGCACGUGGAGAUCUGAUGUACUGGUGGAAUAUGAGGGAGAAGGAAGCAACAUCUCAGACCCAGCCUGCCCUUUGCUGGGCCCCGGGGUCUCGGAGUGCUUCCCCGACUGUGUGUGCGAAGACUCGUACAAUAACACGUACGCCUGCGUUCGCACAGUAGCACAGGCCGCCAACUUACAGUACUGUGAAUUUGAUGAUAAUGAGGUGUUUGUGGAGGUCUAUAACCUGACAGCAGACCCGUUUCAGCUGAGUAACAUCGCCAAGAGCAUCGAUCAGGAAGUCCUGGAGAAGAUGAACCACCGUCUCAUGAUGCUGCAGUCCUGCUCGGGACAGUCCUGCAGAACGCCAGGCGUCUACGACUCACAGUUCAGGUUUGAUCCUCGGUUGAUGUUCAGCAGCCUCGUGCCUCACAGAAACAAACGACGACAGACGCUGAAGUAGAGCGUGGAGAGGUUUACAGGAACAAGACACAUGGAGGGAAUGAAUAAAGGGCACUGAAAAACAAGCCCUCUUGCUCCCUUUAUAUCCGGCCCGGUCUCUCCUCUGAUGAGGUCAUCAGGGUGCGCCCAGGGUACCAAACACACCACAGACACGACCUUCAUCCCCUCCAGCUCUCAUUCACAUCAGAUUCCUCUUUAUUCUCAAUUAACGUUCAGUUUUGCUGCUUUAACACAGGAUAUUGUCUUUAUUGUAAUGUUUUUGAAAAUGUUGUUUUACUUUUGCUUUAAACCGUCUUGAGUUUUCCAAUUUUGUAAUGCAUUUGAAAAUUGUUGGGAUAAUUUGUUUGUUUGCCAGAUGUGUCUGAAACAUUCCACUCCACAUCUUCAGUUAUAAAAGAAUUCACAACUCUACUAAGCCUGCCUUUUAUGAUCAACACUGAGAAUGGAAGCUUGUUUUUUGGCUACAGGAUCAAAAAUAAAAAAGGUCAUUGCAACUUUUUAUCGUACAAUU